Molecule: messenger RNA, 792 nt
Organism: Penicillium salamii
Lineage: Eukaryota; Fungi; Ascomycota; Eurotiomycetes; Eurotiales; Aspergillaceae
Source: the annotation of a GenBank genome assembly
AUGAUCCUGCUGCUUUGUCCAAUUAUCAUGCUAUCUGUGCUGCUUGCAGGGUGCACAUCGAAUGGUAUGAGCGAAAUCUACCUGAUGUCACUGCGAUACAACGAUUAUGACUACACUAUCACCAAAGGCCCGGCACAAGUGAGCUCACAUAUAGCACAAGUUGUUCAGAAUGUGACUCAGACAGGGAAUGGUACAGUUUUUGAGGUACGCGCAGGAUACAUGGGGCUUUGUGUGGGACAGAGCAGCGAGGACCGCAUCUGCUCCAGCAGUGCAAAGGCCCUGGCGAAUAUGAUUGAAGCCAAGCGCAGAACAAUCCAGGUUGGCAAUAGCAGUAUCGAGACAAUCCCGGAUCCGCUUAAUUUGAUCAUGAUCGCGGAGGAGUUCAGGCAGAAGAUCGUGUUUAGCGGGUUGAUAUAUGUGGCAGUGGCCAUGUGCUUUAUGGCAUUUAUUGCUCUUUCGACAUUUCCAGGAUGGCUUGAAAUGGACGAUGAUGAAAGCGGGGGGAUGUUCAAAGCUUUUCCUUCGCGCUCUGUUUCACAUUUCUCUUUGCUAGCUUCAAUCCUCGGGUUUGGGUUUGGAUUCAUCUCCGUGUUGUGGCAACACAUCAAUAGCAGCUCUACCGCGACUAUGGCAGAGGUUCUCACUUACGGGGCCGUCAAGGGCCAUGUCGGGCGCGCUUCUAUGGCAUUGGGAUGGAUUUCAGUAUUUGUUCUCUCAUUGGUCUCUGUGGGAAUUCUUGUCAUGAUUAAGUCGAUUUCCUUGAUUCGAAGAUUGACAGAAUGUUCAGAGUGA